Spirometra erinaceieuropaei is the source of this 10559-nucleotide messenger RNA. The record is from the annotation of a GenBank genome assembly. Lineage: Eukaryota; Metazoa; Platyhelminthes; Cestoda; Diphyllobothriidea; Diphyllobothriidae.
AUGACCAGGAUUCUGACCAACAACAAGAAAAUGGGGAACGGCAGGGGUCCCAAUGUGCGCGACGUACGCCGGCAAGUGAGUCUGCCAACGCAUUCCGAAAUGUUGGCAAUUGUUAUGGUGCGCAGUCAAAUAGCGCCUGACAGAAUCCAAUGCGGCCCGCUGCUGGUCCAGCACAUCUCCCACGUGGUCCGUUUGGGGGGCACAAACUCGCUCACCUCACCACUUUGAAAUCCUUAAUCAUGUAUUUCAUCCGCAUCACCACUCGGUUGCUGGCUAUGGUUUGUCCAUCCGCAGACAUCAAGCAGGUGUUAAUACAGAAGGCAUAGUCGACCAGGGGUUUCCAAAGCGAUGAAGUGGGUGACGUCACACAGUUCUCUUUAUUGUUUAUCACGAGUGUUACUCUAUUCGUGAAAUUACACUUACCCCAGAUUUAUUUUCAUGCGAUUGCCAAAGCCAGAUUGGUGUUCAGCUGUUUCCCAUUAAAUGAAAUUUAACUAAGUGGUGAUUGCUUACCCUGUCAUCGCCUGUUGGACUGUUCACAUCCUUAUUUUUCAGACUAAAAGGCAGUGCUUCGUCCAGCAGUUUGCACAGCACACGACCAUUUUCCACUAGCAAAUCAUGUUGCUCGAUCCUCUAUAGGGAGGGCAUUGCUCAUCGGCUGCCGGUGACUCGAACGAGGAUACAUCCACGUCGUGUUCCGCCAGCAUUGAAAGAGGUGAGAAGGUGUUGGUCAGGAACAGACUGUGUUCCAUACAGGCCUGCUGGCGUAUGAGUCCAGUGUCGCUGAAACUGCUGAACCCACCAGCAACGGAGCUCUCCCAUUCAAGUAAUCUGAUUUCUGUGUCUACGCUGGCAGUGAAGUUACCAAGGAAAAUCAGUCUGUCAGCCUUCCAAACGGUCAUCGGGAGGACGUGCACGUCUUCUUGGAACUUGUUCUUCACUUAGUCAUAACUGAUCAUUGCGAGGCGGUGCCGGAGGGACUCAGCAGUGACGAUUUCGGCUCCGUAAAGAGGCAAGAGACGAUGGCUGAUUGCCUGCGGACGACAGAGCGGCCAUUCUCUGAUGUCAGUCCUGACGGCAGAGGCGAUUACACAGUCCCAUAGCGCUGUCUUUGGACGUUCGUCUCAGAAGACGGUGCAUCCGGCAUCCCCUUCUCUCAAUCGUUAUCCCACCGACGGCCGAAAAGUCACUUUGACCCAAUUCGUGCGCCGCCACAGGCGUCUUCCUUUCCGGACGGUUUACCGAUGGACUGCCUAAGAAUGGGCAGCAAUUCCGGGCUUCCAGAGUGAGCAAUGUCCUUCUGGCAGUCUGGUGGGAAUCAAGGUGAUGAGGAUGUUAUGACUGCGUUUUUAGUUCUCACGAGCCACAGCCAAAUUGCAGACGACGUGACUUGUCAACAGAAUCUUUAUCCGCGAAUGGGCUAGGCAGUGCUGGCCAUAAACAAGGCUACGUAGUUAUCCCACCGGAUCGCUGUCGCUCAUUCGAUAGGACUAUUGGGAUUGGAAUCGGGCUCCACUGUUUGUCCCAACACCAUGAUGAGCGCAGUGACAGUGGUUUACGCCUGAAUAAGUUUGCGGAGGUGGUAGGCUUGCGUUGCGCCUGUUUCACUCCCUCUUCCUUCGCCUACCAGGGUCCGGCGUCAAGCUAGAGUUAAGAUGACCGGAACGGGAUCGGCGCACUGCAUAAUUAGAUCGAACAGUCCGUCUGCGCGUGCCACGCACGUCUGGUCCACGCACAACGGACAACAGUUUAAACAAGAAAGGGACAGCUGCGAUCCCAUCUGAGUGGGAGUGUUGCAGAAGCCUCGUGUAGAAGGAACCAUUGCAGCCUGACUCUUCGUCCUGAGAAGAAGAGAGAGUUACCCCUCCCAGUCAAAACUUUAGCGCACCAUGGCAGUUCGAAAGCCCUUCAGCUUGUUUAUAGAGAGGAAGUAUACUGAGGUCAGUUCCCAGAGUCGAAUUCACUUUCUCCUCCCUCUCUGAGGCACCAAUCCACUGUCUCAGAUGGUCAACUGUCUGAUGUGUGGAUUAGACGCGGCGAGUGACAGCGCUAAACAGCUCCUCUACACGUGCUACACACAUGACCCGCUUUUCCGCACAACAUUCGAGGAUUUCGAGCGAACGAACGGGCGGCGCCGACUUCAUAUGAACGAGAGCGCCUGGGUGGCCACAGUAUGAAGGAGCCAAUGAGGCUGACUAUCGGCCCACAGUCGGUCGCUCCAUACACGCACACAGAGCUAACCGUGAGGCCUGAGUUGUAUCAUCAAAUGUUAACCUCCCGACUCGUGAUGAUUAGUGUAUGGUGAUAGUUUCAAACGCGUCAAGUUUUUUAUAGUUUGGAAUGCGUCGAAGUGCCGUAGAGAUGAAUUCAUUAAAGUCGACCUCACUCUCCCCUCCCCUCUUCAGAGAGGCGAUGAAUUUUCCAGGUCGUUCAACCAUCCGAUGCUGCGAUUGGGUAUAGUGGCUGGGAGAGCUGAGACAGUACUUAUACGCAUUCCCCACACACACACGACCAGGCCUUUUUCGGAGAGUACUAGGGUGUGCAUGCCGACACAUCGGAAAUCUUCGUCCGGGGUUUGGCCGUUGGGCACAGGAAAGCUUCGUGUAGGCACACAUGAGAGUUAGGGACUGGUUAAAGACCGCGCAGAGCAAUCAUCAAAUGAAUCAAACUCGUGGAUCGUUCUGCCAUUUCCACGCGGUAUAUCCACUCAGUGAGCGCGGUGUGAACACCGCGUAAGUGGUACGACUACUGAAACAUUUACUAAACUGAAACGGUUGGAUUAGUCAAAAAACGAUGGACAUUCCCGUUAGGGGUUGGGUUGGUUAACGCGGAGAAGAGGUGACUGUAACCUAAAAAGUAAACAGUUAGUUUUUAACUGACUCCAGUACUCAUAGUGAAUAACCUAAUUCGUUCACACAAAUAAUCCUCGGAGUAAGUAACUCCCGCCAUAAACCAUACCACUGCCUUCACUCCAUAAUUUUUUGCCUUUUUUCCUAUCACAACCGUCUUUUGCUACCUUAUUGGUGGAGAUCACGGAAAGUGUGUGUGGAACACCAGUUCAGCCAAUAUUUUACCGCCAAACUGCCUGUCCAGUUAUUUAACUGCUGCACAAUUGUUCAGAACUCCGUUGGCACUGGGGCGCGCAGAGGUCGACGUCCAAGUUUAUGGGUUUGCAGCUGGCUUUGAAGUAGCUUAAGGCCCAGGACGGGGAGGGGGGAGAAUGAGGGACUGUGACUGCCCUAACGGCAGAAACUGGUGAGAUGACGGAGGCCCCAUUAUGGGAACAGGAGCGGGAAGACGUCCAAUCAAAACACAAACUGUCGCGCAUAUGAACAUCAACCAUUGAGACCUUGAAUCCUCGCCGUUCAUGCUCAUAGUCCACGUUUAUCUGCCACAAAUCGCAAAUCGCGCCUAAAUACAGACCCCUGUUAACAAAACCAAAGUCAUGUUGGGAGUACUUUCAAGUGGAAUUGCAAAAAAGAUGGGUACUCCAUGAAAUUCCAUUAUCACAUAACUAAUUCUACGGCGCAUCCACUACAAUAUCCUUAGGCCGUUAUCUUACAGACUGCAUGCGCGGACGCAGGAGUCUCACCUGUCCCAGUUUAAACAGAAGUGCGGUUAAUCUUUGUAUAAACCAUUCACAGGGGAAGGAAAGUACAACCAACCUAUAUUGUUGUUUGCAGCUUCAGCUUAUCCGAACGCCUUCUCAUGUCUACAUGCCCAUGUAUGUCUUACUAGACUUUGACAAUCCUAUAGCGACAAGCAAAGAGCUCCCUUGUAUAAAACGGUGUUGGCAAGAUCUCAUUUCGUAGCCGUAUCUGUUAGGGGUUCGGGUUAGGGGUUGGGGCUAGGGGCUAGGGCAAGGAGUAAGAGGUUAGGGACCAGGCUGGUGCUUGUCUACUGCAGGUACGGCCACGACCAACGUGCUUACCUCUAAUAGACCUGAAUGCCGGCGCUUUGAAUAGGUGAACGGAAGACGUCUGCAUGCAUCGCCACUGUCCUCUUGACUUUAGUCAGUCAAAUCCACAAACCCAUCAGAACAAAUUACUAAGAAAAUUGUCAUAGUGUCAGGCUAACUCCCUGAAACUGACCAAACAGACAUGCUUUUUCGGUUUUCUCAGAUUUCGAUGUCAGCGAGCAUGCAUGUUUUGUCAAAACAACAAGUAAGCUAGCAUUUACGUCAAGUCGACACUGAUGCACGUGUUUGCCAAAGAAAGUACUGGCCUCCGAAAUGAUUUCAGCUGUCUAUUCAGUCAUUCCCGAGGAGCUUUCGCAGCUAUGAUACUGAUGAAACAGGAAAUGUUAAUGUGGAUUUGUUUGGAGCAAAAUUGCUGAAAACAGACCGUUCAAGAGGUUUAUAGUUUCUUUAGUCUAGGCAUUAGCAGUCGCCACGAGGGAAACAGCAAUCUUGACGUAGUGGGAGGAAGUCAAGUUACGUAGGCGGUAAUGUGAGAAGAGGGAAUUUUGACGUUUGCACUAGUUUAUUCGAAAGAACACCACUGUUCUCAUUUCGACAAGGACUUCGAGCUUUCGCCACCCAAGCGUAACAGAAUAAGUAGGAGUUACAGUGGACAAAGUGGGGGAAUCAGUAAGCCCACUUCAUUUUCUAGUUUUAAAUAUUGCCGAGCCUUCGGAUCACACAACAAGCCCCUUCAAAAUAAGGAGUUCUUGCUGACUUUGCAAAUCUAGUAAUACUGUUAUUUUUUCAAUUUGAAGUUGUUAACUCUUGUGAGCAUAAUCAUUUUGGUAAACGAAAGUCAAACAGAUUUAGUAAAAAAUUCAUUUUUGAAAAAACACGUCGCAGCAACAGGCCCUUUAAUUCUCGCCUUCACAACCAACCAAACUACAGAGUGUUAAACAAGGCUGACCAUCAUACGACGGUAUAAAGGACUCAGAGUUCGUGGUGCAGAUUUUACAACGACGCAUUUGCACACCAUUAAGUACCUUAUGUUGUACAGACAGCCUGUACUUGAAUGCGCAGACAAGCGACCACACGUCUGAAUUUGAUUGGUUGGCGUGUGCCGUUUGCGCUUUUCCCGGAUCCAGCAUAAUUUCCGUGAAGAAAACUCAUAGUACUAUUUGCCCAUUAAUCGCGAAUAGGCGCAGUUGGACUUUUUCAGGCAAAAUUAAACGAUAAAAUAUACAGGCAAACUGCGUAAAUCCGAAACAGCAGACGAUCAUCACGGGAGCGCUUGUAUAAGACGAAUCAUCGACAACUGAACGCAGUGAACAGAAACCAUCCUAACAUGGGUCGCAAGUUUAAUAUACGAAGUAAAAUUUACGGGAAUAGGUAUAUUAAACAUCAAGAGCAGAACAAAAUAGCAUUCUAGUGCGUUUCCACACAACGUUCAUUUAGUGGGUCUGCUGCAAUCUCACUUUUCACCCCUGGUGUGGUUAUGCAAGGGUGAUUAACCGUGCAUUCAGGUCUUUCUGCUAUUUUGCAUUUAAUACAUAUUUUUUUUACUUUCUUUCAUGAUGUGAAGUUUACGUCUGGAUUUUUAACCUUCACAACCUUCCAAAUUUUUAGCAUGUUCUUCCCAAUAUUUAAAGCGAGCUCUUGUGCCGCAUAGAAUGCGGUGUAUGUUGGUUAUAAAAAACGCUGUUUGCUCGAAGUAGGCAGAAGUAUUUUCUGGAAUAAAGUUAAAGCCUUUUUGGGUCUAAUUCUUGCAAAAGUUUGUAUAAAUAAUCGUACAAGUGGGAUGGCCACAUUUUCCGGUAGAUAAAGCAGAAAACGUGAUUGCUUAAAGCAUGGCAUACAUAUGUAGACUCCUUUUUCAUCAACGUAAGGAUGGCUACAGCUUUGUGGAGGCCAGGACAUGCAUUUGUUUAUCUAAAAACUUCGUAACCUUACAUCGGAGUAUCAAAAUCACGACGCGCCUUUGAGUCAUUAGCGCUUAAGUCACCGUCCCGAAUAUCGCAUUCAACCGGCACGAGAUUGGGUCAUACUGCACAAAAGCUGGUAAAUAUAUUUUAUUUUAAAGCGGCAAUAUCACUGGUGUCGUGAAUUUCCAUUUUUGUCGCAUGCUUUAAGUCGCAAAGGAAAACACCAAAAACAUUGUAUAUUUCUGAAAACUUCACAAUUUAGUACAAUUCUGAUGUGGCUUCCGUUGGGUUUAUUGCUGUUUAAGUAACACCGCAUUACACGAUAUUUGUCUAUCGGAUGACGCAAAUUGUAAAAUAUGCGUAUAUUUAAGAAACAUCGCAAUAAUUCCGAAACCAGCCCAAAUUCACCGAUAAAAAUAGCCACUUAUUAAAGAAGCACCUUCAUCUGACUGAAAACACAAAAAAUGUAUAACAGGUGAUGUCGUAUUUUUCGUAAGGAGAGUGGAAGCACCGAAAACGCGAAAAUGUUGCUCUGAUGAGUUUGCAUAAGUCCGUGACACCUGCCUAUGUAGACGACUAAGCAGCUGAAACAGAAUAGACACAGCACUUUUUAUAAACCCUUUAGAAACUUCCCGGCGUAAGUAUACUCUACGAAUUUGUUUAAUAUGCAGCAUGACAGCCAGGUUGCUAAGUAAUGCUUGAGCCUACCAUUUAAAGCGAUGUACCGGAAAUUUGUUGCAAAAUGCCCGUUUUAACAUUGAUUUAGAUGUGGUUGACUAAAGCGGAGAGGAAGUCGCAGAUGGGUACGUCAAAUGUCGCAUAUCGAGUGGUCGGUUAGUGACCACGAAAUUACAAUUGGAUUGGUGGGGUUAAUAAUAAGCAUAGCACUUUCUGUGUAUCAGAACAACAUUUCUUCCGUACAGUCCUGUCUGCCUUCUGUCUGCAGUAGGUCCAUACGCUUCCCAGUGUCUUUGAAAUAUUAACGAAUACUUUGUGACAUUGAGAAUUUUAGAGUUCUCAACCGCCAUUCAACAAUAUAAGUUUUUUGGCUCAUGGCUAUUCAAAUGUGGCGAGAUCUCGGACGAUACUUCCGCAGGACUAUAACGGGUUGGCCCAUAUGUGUAAGCUAGCCGAACAUGAAAACCAAACGUCGAUGUGAAUGUAGGUCCAACACGAAACCCGGCAAGGAACCUACUCUUGUUUAAAUAACGUGCCGUUAAAACGCCAUCUCUUAGGAGUGUGUUCUAUUAAUAUGUUUCGUAGAGAAAUACCCAUGUCCUCCUCUUUCCAGAGCAAUGUCGAAAGAAUUGAAAUCUUUGUCUAAAAAUGUACCUACCUAACAGGCUAGAAUAAUUUUUCUGGCAAAAACGAAAAAUUUCUUUCUAUUCUGGGGAAAUCUUCUUGCCGUUACUAAUGUAUGGCCCAUUUAAACGCUCCAGAACGCUUACCAUGGUAUCCUUCCGUUUAAAACUUACAAAUGUAUGAAAAUAAAAUGUUAGAGAAGCAUCUUGCCAUGCGUACGAAAGUCCGAAUGGUUAGUUAGUGAUGAGUGUUUUUAUAGUUACUUAGGGAAACUUGGAAUGUGCCUGGAAAUUUCUGGCACGCGAUUCUAGAGAAGACACCUACACUAUGCGACCUAACUCAUGCAGUGCAAUGAUGUGAGUCUCGAUGACGAUGUUAAUGCACCUAAAAUAUUGUUCCCUUUUGACUUAUUCACCUAACUUCAUCCGUAAAAUAUUCUUUUUGCAUGAAGGAUAUGUUUGUAAAUAAAUGCAUCUGAAAAAGAUUAUCUAAUUUUAGCGGAUGUCAGGGUUAACUUUUAUUCGAGCUGUUUUCUCUGGUAAUAGUUGUUCCAGACUGCGUUUGCUCAUCGCUGGGUAUUUACUCUUAAAUAGAGUAGUCUUACAGUGAGAGUUUUGCUAAAUAAAACUUGUCGCACUUGAAAUUUGUGUAGGACUCCUGUUGGUUGCCCUCCCAGUACUGAAAUCGGCUGGCUCCCUAUCUUACGGGACCGGUAAUAAUGGGGGAUAUACGAGUGGGGCAUUGUAUGCAUGCGUCAAUGACGUUUAUAGUGUAUGCCCCGAAUUGAUGCCCCUGCUAAAGCCGUAACCAAAAUUAAAUAUGGCGAAAAAUGAAAGAAAGAUAUAAAAACAUACGUGGAUACCAAGUAUGGUCUGCGGAAUGAAUGCAUCCUAGCUCCAGAUUGGGUUCGAUGUUCCUGAUUUUCCGCAAAUAAUAAUUUAUUGCCACUAAGGUCACAUGUAUGCUAGAAACUGAAGCAGUAGUUGUGUCUAGACGCGAAUGUUGUAGUAAGCAAUGUGUAGAGCAAUUAACCGGGAAAGCUACCUACAGGGAUCCUCCGAAAUUUGUUCUAUUGGAACAAAUCAAGUUAAGUGGGAUGUGAAUAAACAUUCCACUUUCAGAAAAUGAGGUGUUUUGUCGAUUUUAAGAAGUCAGAUUAGUAUAUCUUUAAGACUUCUUUAGCGACAGUAAGUAGACCCACCACAGAAGAUUAUGGUAACUUCUGGGCUUAGGGAAUGAUACCUUUUAUAUGGUAUAAUUUUCGUUAAUAAGUGAUUUUAAAGCGGAAACGGCAGAGCAUUAGGAGUCUUAGGAAUAUCUGACUACUUGUAUGGCCACUUUGUUAAUUUUGUUAGGCAUUUACUACCGUAUGAUGGAGCUUAACACUAAGCGGUGAUGGCGAAAACAGUUCCAAUAAACGGCGAAAUUUGAGUUCUUACGUUUGCAGAUAAAACUAUCAAUUUUUUGAGGCUUUUGGAGAGGAAGCCAAAUGCUUCGAUUUGCUCCUUGAUUUGACCUCGACAAACGGCAAGUUUACGCAGACAUCCGUCAAAAAGACCAUACCACAUCGAUUUCUAAAAGAAUAAAUUUACAAGACAGUUCUCCUAUUGACCCAAGGCAUACUCAUCACCGACUUUCGUGGCUGAAGCUUACUGUUCUCGGCAAUGAGAUUUCAUGUUUAGAUAAGUCAGCCAAAUAGAAUUCAAAGGGCCAUUUCAGAAACUAACUACUUUGUUGAUUGCUUUCAAUAAAUAUCUAAUUUUAAAGGGUUUGAUAAACACAUAGGAUAGGACUUAUCUUAACAAGCAGUCGAUUUGUAGCAUUAAAAACGGCAAAGCAGUCACCAGAAUUUCAAUCAUACUCUGAAAAUCAACGGUAUUCUGAUUCGCAUAAAGUGCAGACAUUUUACGAAUGAAACGCCGUCUUAAUAAGCACAAGUAGAGUUCUUAUGAUUGGAUGUGUUCCAAUUUAUUAAUCGGCGAUUGGCCAAUCAACAUGUGGCCUUGUAAGAACUGUGUUUUCUUAGUCAUCUCUAUCGGCACAAUCCUCAGCCGCAUCUAAAAUACGGCAGAACCUACAGUCAAUUCUUGUGAACCCGUUUUGUAAUCUAUACUUAAACUGUAAGUUCUUGACUAACCGCUAAACUUGACAUUUCACUAAUUAUUGAGGGAUAUUGAAGUGCAAAUUUGCUAAAGAAUUAUUCUUAGACAAUGUUCUACGUGCGCUGUUGGAUUAACACAGUUAUUUGCAUGGAAUGACGUUAUGGGCCCUUGAAACUUAAACUUACUCACUUAACGCUGUUGUCACCAUAACAACUUUCCUAAAAAAUUUCAUUUCUGAAAAACACACUGUUACGUUUAAAAGUUUUUUACGUUUCUUACUUUCUUUAAAGCUGCGCAUUAUCACGUGCGUAUUUAGGUCUACAUAUGCAUGCCAGUUUUUCAAUGCCAAGAGGGGUGAUGUUCAACAUUCAGAUUACGAGACGCGCUCGUCCCGUUAACAAGCCGAUUAAAACCAGCGAGACAACGGGUUCGUGUCUCAAUAGGUGGGGAUUUGAAUCUUCUAACGUUCAGUACCCAGGGAUUGGGCAAGGUUGGUUAAAGACGGCUAAUGAAACAAAAAAUGGUCAUUCCACUCUUGCCUUUGCCUGAGGGGCGCGUUCCAUAAGCUGAUCAGUGAACGUCCCCUUUACUAUAUGCAUAUGCAUCUAGCGUUGCUUCAUGUUUCAUUUGCGUCACCGCCAAGGUGUACAGCCACAAAGAAUGCUGAAAAGGCAUUUUUUUGGAAAUCAAAAGCCGUCAAAAUUGUAAGAACAUUAUGCGCCCUAUGGGAAACAGCAUUCAUAUUCGGACGGUGUUAUAUAUGGGAAGGAAUGUUUUUAAUAUGACAGGCUGGCAUUUAAGGUUGGCACUUGCGAGAUUAUUAUUUUCGGCUCAGUGCUUGACUUCUAUAGUUUGCAAAACUUAUUUACAAAGCCACUGGGUAAAGGUCAGGUACUCACCAUAUCAAUGCUGCAUUUUAAAUAAAUAAAAUUUUUUAUUAAAAACCCGUCGGGGUCCCAUCAAAGCAUUUUUUACUAAUUCGCGAGAUUAGAUCUUAUAACGCAUAGUUCAGGUACCCUGGUUAGGGCGUUUAGUCUGAGAUAUUCCUCCAUGAUUUUUGGAAUAAAUAACCACAGGAUGCUCCCGCUCAAUGGCUAAAUGUCCUACUUAAUAAAUCAUGUAAAUUAAACGGAGUUGUGAUUUGCUGUGACAGUGUUUGUGUGGCGGCUAGCCAUCCUGACUGGUCUGGCGUCAUUAUUCAAGACCUCACUGCCUCAAGGUCAUUCAUCCCUUGCAGCGAGCCGUCCCAAACGAGCUGACCUGAAGUCACACGACCCACAGCUCGGGCAUACCUGCGUCCGCGCAGUCGCAGCUGCCCAUGCGGCCACUUGA